CAACUGACAACACGUUGACAACACGCAAGCAAAAUGUUCAGCAAAAUCUUCGCAUUUGGUGCUAUGCUGGCUGCGGCCAAUGCCGGCCUUUACCAUGGACACGGUCACGCUGUCUCGUCUCAGAGCAUCGUACGACACGACGGUCACGCCACCCCAGUGUACCAGGGGCAUUAUGCACCUUUAGCUUAUUCUGGACAUUACGCUCCCGCUGCUGUCUAUGGUGGUCAUGAUUACUAUGCUCAUCCCAAAUACGACUUUUCGUAUUCCGUGGCUGACCCUCACACUGGUGACCACAAGUCGCAGCACGAGAGCCGCGACGGCGACGCUGUGCACGGCUCCUACUCAUUGGUCCAGCCUGAUGGCUCUGUGCGCAAGGUCGUUUACAGCGCUGACGACCACACCGGAUUUAACGCCGUUGUUCACAACUCUGCGCCCUCCGUCCAUCCUCAGCACUACUAUCACCAUUACCCGACCUUGCGACCGCGGGGACGAUCCGUGAAGCGCUCUCGACGCCCCACCGGAGAUACUAUUCUUAUAAAACCCUCGGAUUAUCAUCGAGAGUAUCAUAGCAAAAGAUUACAUUCCAACGCUAAAAUGUUUAGUAAAAUUCUUACGUUUGUAGCUGUGAUAGCGGUGGCCCAUGCUGGGCUUCUCAACGGUGCUUACGGCGGAUAUGGAGCAGCGUAUGGUGGCGCACAGUACGCCCCAGGUGGUGCCCUUGGCCUCGCCGGAGGACUCGUUCCAAGAGCUCCUUUCCCGAAUGCAGCAACUCUUGCACAUGUAGCUUCAUUUGCUCAAGGUGGUCCAUUGACUCACCCAGCUUCAUUGACCCAUGCUGCUCCUUUCGGUCAAGCCGGUCCUGCAACCUACCCAACUUCUUUAGCCCAUACUGCUCCUUUAGCUUACACUGCCCCUUUAGCUCAUCCACCACCUUUAGCACAUGCCGGUCCUUUGUCACACCCUGCGCCACUGACCCACGCCGCGCCUUUAGCUAACGUUGGUUCUUUGGCCCACGCCGCACCUUUGGCCCAAGUCACUCCUUUGGCCCACGCUGGUCCUUUAGCACAUGCGGCUCCUCUGGCCCAUUCCACAUCUUUGACCCACGCAUCUCCUUCUGCCCACGCCACACCCCUCGUCCAUUCUGCACCAUUAGCACAGAAUUCUUUAUUGGCUCGCGGCGCAGGUCCAGUAGUCCAUGCUACAUCCUCAGUUCAAUCCAAUUCUGUUGCCGUUGCCGCACCUCUCGCCCGUGCAGGCCCCCUUAAUUAUGGUGUACCUUUAUCCCACGCUGGACCACUAGCACACGCUGCUCCUCUAGCGCAUGUUGCUCCACUUGCCCAUGGUGUACCUCUAGCUCAUUCUGCUCCUUUCCGACAUGGUGCAUCUCUAACGUACGGUGGAGCCCAUGGACGUUCCCAUGGCCACCUUGGGGGAUAUUCUGGAAACGGACAGCAUGGAAGCUACAAUGACUACUACUCACACCCUCAAUACCAAUAUUCGUACUCCGUGGAGGACCCUAACACCGGUGACCGCAAGGCCCAGCAUGAGACACGCGACGGCGAUGUUGUGAAGGGGGAAUACUCGCUCUUGCAGCCGGAUGGUACCUUCAGGAAGGUUCACUACACCGCUGAUGACCGCAACGGAUUCAACGCAGUCGUCCACAAUUCAGGUCCCAGUCACCACGUGUACUCUUCUCAACAUCAUCGCCAUUGAUACCAUCGUCCGAUCUUUUAAUAACCCAAAGUUUUUUUUUUAUUUAAACUCGCAUUCGUUGAU
Messenger RNA from Papilio polytes (common Mormon), 1776 nucleotides. RefSeq lists its product as uncharacterized. Gene Ontology annotation, cellular component: extracellular matrix. The record is from RefSeq and is a predicted model, not a curated record. Lineage: Eukaryota; Metazoa; Arthropoda; Insecta; Lepidoptera; Papilionidae. The coding region runs from base 34 to 1713 and encodes 559 amino acids. The transcript is spliced from 8 exons.